Messenger RNA from Heterostelium album PN500, 3678 nucleotides. RefSeq names its product leucine-rich repeat-containing protein (gene drkD). Gene Ontology annotation, molecular function: protein binding; ATP binding; protein kinase activity. NCBI's taxonomy places the organism in Eukaryota, Evosea, Eumycetozoa, Acytosteliales, Acytosteliaceae. Gene Ontology annotation, biological process: protein phosphorylation. The record is from RefSeq and is a predicted model, not a curated record. Bases 1 to 3678 code for a protein of 1225 amino acids. The transcript has 2 exons.
AUGGAAGAGACUUUAACUACAAAUAACAAUAACAACAAUAACAAUAGCAACAACAACAACAGCAAUAACAAUAGCAACAACGGUUGUUCACAAAACCGAAACAAUAGUAAUACCAUCAGCAACGGUGGUAGUAGCAGCAAUAACAAUAAUAGUAGUACAGGUGUUUCUAUUUUAGUAAAUGGAAAACAAAAUACCAAGAGUGGUAAAAGCAGCAGCAGCAGCAUGGAGGAAGACGACCGAACAGAGGAAGAGAAGCCCACCGGGAAUAGCAUACCUUUGUUGGAGUCUCAGAUAACCGGCGGAAAGAGAAAGUUAGACAUACAAGAAGAACAGGAAAUCGAUCAACAAAUUCAAGAUGAUCACAUACCUCAUCACCAAUUGAAAAGACCUUCACUUGGUAAUAUUAAAUCACCAAUUAACAGAAGAGAAUGGAUAGGAAUACAAAAUAAUAACAAUAAUAAUAACAAUAAUAAUAACAACAACAACAAUAGUAAUAAUAAUAACAAUAUCGAUUUAAAUGGAAGUCAUGGUAAUAUUAAUAUUGCCAAUGAUUUGAAUAAUAACAAUAACAAUAACAACAAUAAUAACAAUAAUAAUAAUAAUGAUAAUUUGGCAGAGAAUGAAGAGAUUACAAGAGAGAGAUUGGAGCGUGAUAAGAUGUUGCAUGAUGAGACAGAUGAUAGUAUGAUGCAGUAUCAGUACAAGUAUGGCGAUGGCGAAGAAGGAGAGAAUUACGAUUUGUUGUUGCACAAGUCACAUCAUAUUAUAGAUGAUCGAUCACCACAACAUCACCAUGAGGAUCACCACGAAGAUCACCACUCUCCUUUACUGCACGCAGACGAUGAACAUAGCGCAACCAGCAGUAAGCACAAUAGUAAUAGCAAUAACAAUACUGACGAUGAGUCAUACGAUAAUCACACGAGAAACAACAGUACCAACAACACAGACGACGACAGUGGCAAUAUGCUCGACGAUCCAUUGUCUCGUGGUAACAGUCCAGUUCGCUCUGGUGGUUCCAUUCGAGAUCGUCGCGGUAGCAAACACGAAGAGGAGGAGGAAGAACAUCACAGCACCGACGACGAACACGAACACAAGUAUAGCGAUGAGAAGGACGAUCAUCACGAUCACGAAGACGAUCACCACGACCAGAAAACACCGACCGACGACUUGGACAAGAACCUCGAGCACGCAAACGCUACACCAACACACGACAACGUCGCAGAGGACGAUGAAGACGACGAAGACGACGACAUUCCUCUGAGAAUCACAACGUGUGCCAAUAACAAGGCGCCAAAGCUGACACUCAGCAACUGCUGGCUCAAGACGAUCCCAACCGAUGUGUGGUCGCUCAGUGAGCUGCGCGACCUCGACCUCUCGGCAAACCACCUCAAGAAGGUGUCCAAGUCUAUAGGGUCACUCGUCCACCUCAAGCGUCUACGUCUGAACCACAACCAACUCUCUGUACUACCAAAAGAGUUAUUCUCACUGACUCGUCUCACAACACUCUAUCUCAACAACAACAACAUCAAGGUGAUUCCCAAAGACAUUCGCAACCUGCCCAGUCUGCGAAUCCUCGAUCUCAGUUUCAACCAAAUCACCGACAUACCCUCACAGUGCAAUCUCAACAAGAUGACCACUCUGGUGGAGUUGCGUCUCCGUUACAACCAACUCUCGACACUGCCUUCCAACAUGCUAGAAGCCAAUCAACUACAGGUUCUCUGGUUGGAAGGCAAUCGUCUUCCGCUGCCAAAGAGCAUCCUGAAAAAGUCACCACUGGAUAUUCUCACAUUCCUCAAAAACUACAAACCAACCACUAAACGUCCGACCGAUAAACUCAACAAGAACUCACCGCCAGCAUCGAUCAACGCCGAACAAACAAUAGCAGUAGCUCAAGCAUUCGCUCAGAAUGCAAUCGACAACAAGAAGCGAAAGAAGGAGAAUCUCAACGAGAUCAAGAAGCAACACAUUGAAGCAGAGGCACAACUGCGACAGCUCAAGGAAGAGCUCGUCCUGGCCAACGCCAAAGCCACCAAAUUUGAGGAGGAAGCUGCCGUCCUACAUCAGCUCCACCAACUUCAACCUUCAAUUCCACUUCCACAGAUUCUACUGUCGAAUCAACCCCAGCUUUGGGACAAUAUCGCAUCGCCACCCAUUAAUACACCACCCACAAGCGUUUCGCCAGUACUCACCAGUGCCAACGUAGCAAACGCAAUCAGCCAGAUUUCAUUACUCUCACCAACUCAACAACAUCACCAGACACCAGCCGCAGCCGCUGGACAACACCAGCAUAACACACCAACUAUAAAUACACCACCCACCAUUCAAACACCAUCACCCAAUCAGCAAGCACCAGCCAACAACGAUCAACAAAAUGUAAACUCACCAACAGCAGCUAUUCACCACCAACCGUUCGCCGUUCCGGUCGCAAUCAAAAAAGAACAACCACCACCAACUGAAAAACCAUUUGAGUGGGAGGUUCCACUUUCCGAGAUUGUUCUUGGAAUGCGUAUUGGUCGUGGUGGAUACGGUCAAGUGUUUCGAGGCAGCUGGAGAGGUACAGAGGUUGCCGUCAAGAUGUUAUUCAAUGACAAUCUCAAUCCAAAACUACUGAGUGACUUGCGAAAAGAGGUCGAUCUUCUCUGUAAACUUAGACACCCAAACAUUGUUUUAUUCAUGGGAGCCUGUACUGAACCAGAAUCUCCCUGUAUUGUGACAGAGUAUCUCUCAAGAGGUAGCUUGGCAAAUAUAUUGCUCGAUGAAACAAUACAAAUGGAUUGGGGACUUCGUUUGCAGCUGGGAUUCGACUGUGCACGUGGAAUGACUCAUUUGCAUUCCAGAAAUCCUGUCAUCAUUCAUCGUGAUCUCAAGACCGACAACCUGUUGGUCGACGACAGCUGGCAGGUAAAAGUGGCCGACUUUGGUUUGGCCACCGUUAAAUCACACACCUUUGCCAAGACAAUGUGCGGAACUACCGGAUGGGUAGCACCUGAGGUUCUUGCCGAGGAAGGAUACACUGAGAAGGCCGAUGUCUACUCGUUUGCCAUCGUGCUCUGGGAGCUACUCACCCGUCAGAUUCCCUACGCCGGAAAGAACACAAUGCAAGUGGUGCGUUCGAUCGACCGUGGCGAACGUCUAUCCGUGCCAAGCUGGUGUCCACCAGCCUACGCCGCAUUGCUCAACCGUUGUUGGGACACCGAUCCCGCCAAUCGUCCCUCGUUUCCAGAGAUUUUGCCAAUUAUGGAAUCGAUGAUCGCAGAGUUCCAGGCUGCCAAGAAAGAGGCUCUCGCUCAUGGACUCAGUCCUCCAUAUGUGGGACCACCUCACACUGCAGAGCCACAGAAGCAGCUCCAGCCAGCACUUCCAACUCCCAAUAUUGUCAACCCAAAUUUCAAUAACUUUAAUUUCCAAGCAUUGACACCACAGCAACAACAACUCUUACAGACACCGAUCGAACUCUCACAAUUCCAACAAUUCCAACAGUUUCAACAGUUCCAACAACUGCAGCAGCUUCAACAACAACAACAACAACAACAACAACAAGCCGCAGCAGCAGCAGCAGCAUUACAAACAACACAACCAAUGAAUAUUGAUAAAACAGCAACUCCACCCCCAAUCAACAACAAUAAUGAUAAGAACAACAAUAAUAAUAAUAUUUUUCAAGCAAUACAUCCAUCCUGA